GCCUCGGGACUGGCGGGCAGGCGCUCCGGCAGAGGAUGCGGGCAUAGGGGCGCGCGCCCCGGUGCCGCUGCCCGCGGCCCCCGAGCUCCCUCCCGGGCUGCCUGCGCGACCAUGGCGCGGAGCCUCCGGAGCUGGCUGGGCAGCUGCCUCCUGGUGUCAGCCUUAGGAAUGGUGCCACCUCCUGAAAAUGUCAGAAUGAAUUCAGUUAACUUCAAGAACAUUCUACAGUGGGAGUCACCUGUUUUUCCCAAGGGGAAUCUGACUUUCACAGCUCAGUACCAAAGUUAUAGGAAAUUCCAAGAUGUGUGCAUUAGUACUGUCUUGACGGAAUGUGAUUUCUCAAGUCUUUCCAAGUACGGUGACCACACCUUGCGAGUCAGGGCUGAAUUUGCAGACAAGCAUUCAGACUGGAUAAACAUCACCUUCUGUCCUGUGGAUGACACCAUUAUUGGACCUCCCGGAAUCCAAGUAGAAGCACUUGCCAAUUCUUUACAUAUGCGUAUCUUAGCCCCGAAAAUUGAGAAUGAACCUGUAACGUGGACCAUGAGGAAUAUUUAUAACUCAUGGACUUAUCAUGUGCAAUAUUGGAAAAAUGGCUCUGAUGAAAAGUUUCCAGUUACUGGGCAAUAUGACUUCGAGGUCCUCCGAAAUCUUGAGCCACAGACAACUUACUGUGUUCAAGUUCGAGGGUUUCUUCCUGAUCGGAACAAAACCGGAGAGUGGAGUGAGCCUGUCUGUGAGCAGACAGCAACUGACGAAGUCCUCCCGGAAGCAAGGCACUGAUCUGGGGGCUACAGAAGUACUAAGGAGAGGAAUAAAGUACUCCCUCCUGAGAGAGAGAGAGCGAAACGUCUCAUCUUCUGUGUCCCUGUAGUUUUGAGGCAGUUGCAGUGCUGCUUUCACAGUAAUUCGUUUCAGCUUAUCAAGUUCUUCUGGAUAACGUUGGUUUUCAUCAUUAAACAUGUUUCUCACCCAGUUUUGCUUUGUCUCAUCAACUGAUUUGCUGGGAUGAGCCUCAGGAUCUUUACCACUGUGUUGUUCAAACAGUUGGUGUGUCUGGGAUACACCUUCCUCUAGACCAGUUGCUUACUGGCCACCGGUCCAUCUGACUAGAGCGGACUGUUAGGCAAGCUCUUUUGUUUUACUGUCCGCAAAGUCACCGUGAAAGACUUUGGCCGAUAUCAGCUGAAAUCGACACCCAGUGCCAAGGGCAUCAUUGUCCCAACUGUGUCCCAUGAGUGGUGAUGGAGUAUUUCUCAAAACAAGAGCCCUGUAGUCAGAUGUGCUUGGAAAUGAUGAUACACCGCCUUUCCCUCUCAGAAAAGUCACCCUACAUAUUAGCAUUUUUAGCCUAUUUGAUCUUCCAACAUCUUUGAGGAUGAGCAUUCCAAGGAACACAGCUUGGGAAAAACCAGCCCAUAAUGUACCAUAAUUUACCAACAAGUAAUCCGAUCCAAAAAAGGAAAGGCUGCCACUAUGAGCUCAUUUCUUCUCGGUGUCCUCAUGUUAAUAUUCUUAGUUAUUCUCCCUAUCUUUUUUAAUUGUUUGUAAUUAGCCACUUAAUGAUCCAUUCUGGAAUGUUUGUAUUUUUUUCUGGACAUCACAUCAAGCUUACCAGCCUGGCGUUUCCUGAAUCUUGUUGGGUUUUUUCCCCUCGUUUUGUAAAUGCAUAAAUUACUUGCCUGAAUCUCUUAAUCUUUCACCUCCCCCAGGCACGUGAUCUUUUCAGUGUCAUCCAAAGCUGUUCUACAAUCAUAUUAAGCAAAUGUUCUCAGGAUUGCAAAACCACACAGAAGAUGGAAAGUCUUGCUGUCUCUCUGGAGGGAAUUCUCUGUCUCUCUCCUUUCUUUUUCUGUAGCCCCCUGUCCAGUGCCAGGCCUCUCAGCAGCGCCUUUAAAUAACAAAAGCCUACCCUUUUUUUUUUUUUUUGGCCACACCUCACAGCUUGUGGGAUCUUAGUUCCAGACCAGGGCUGGAACUCAGGCCCCCUGCAGUGGAAGCACAGAGUCCAAACCACUGGAGCGCCAGGGCAUUCCCAAAAGCCUACCUUUUAUUCCUCUCAUGAAUCAUUUGUGUUUGAAUCAGAAUUCUGUGCCUUGGGAGCCCCCAUCCUGCUUGAAUCACUAGAAUCCCUGACCUUGGAAUCAUCCCUCUUUCCUCUAAACACCUGCCAACUGCUUUCCCCGAGCCCGAGUACAUGCCCGGUGGUGCGGUGUCUUGUCCUUCCCCGCUCUGAGCUCCAGCAUGAUGAGUGACACGGGGCGCAUCCUGAACUGCCCAGUGCCUCAGUCACCUCAUCUGCAAAAUGAGGAGAAUCAAAGGGUGUCACCCAGGACAGUGCCAGGCACAGAGUGAGCCCAUAAUGUGGGUUAGAGGACAUGACUGCUAUUAAUAAGAACAUUAUUGAAAUCAUACCUUUAAAUAUUCCUUAACGUUUACGUCAGGAAACAUGGUAUGAGGCACCCGUUUUGACCAAAAAGAGAAAUAUUUCAACGAGUUCAUGAUUCUCUGACCACCCAUUCACUGACAAAACCCAAACAUUUUAUGAAAGAAAAGGAAAAGUACAGCCCACUGAAAACCUGCUUUUGUCAGUCAUUUUAGGUUUUUUUAAACAGAGUUCUCGCAUUUAAACCUGGCAAGUUUUCAGUGAGAGUGUUGAAAGGCUCUUUUCCCCUUUCACAGACGGAAGGUGAAGGUUCAGAGACGUGAAGAAACUUGCCCAAAGUCGCUCAGCUAGUAAAUAACAGGAAGGAAGUAACAUCUAAGCCCACUUCCUGCAGAUUAAUCCCAUAGGUAAGAGAAGGCAUGGGGAAAGGGAGUCCACCUGACAGCGUUCUCAGACGGCCUGAAACACAGAGAGACUUACACAGAGGGUGUUGAUCGCUGGAUUCUCCCACAAUUCACUGCCUGUGUAAAGCAGUGUCCACCAUCCUUCCCCAUUUCUCCCUCUUGUUGAGUCACAAAAGCAUCAUUUGAAUUUUGUCACCAUCAGCCAGGUGUGCCCGUGAAACCUCCUUGUCUAAGAUGCUAAGAUAUCUGGGUUGGGAUCCCAAGGAGACCCAGGCAGUGUCCCCCGAGGGUUCAUCACAAUGUCACCAGCCAUGCCAGGGUGGGUCCCCCUGGGACUCUGAGACAGGGGCUCGCUCCUUCCUGAUGAUGACAUUUCAGAGGAAUGGCUUUCAGGUCCUUGAGAGAGACACUCCUAGAUCAUAGGAGAUACAUGCAGGUCUCAAAGGGACAGAAGAAAGAUUUACAGUCCUGAGCUUUUUAUGAAAAAGCACUAAGAAAGGAAGGUCAAGUGUUGGCAGAACAAAGGUGAAUUGUUUUGGUAGCCUUGAGUUUUUCCAGAGAGGAGCUCAAGGGUGGUCCCAGAGCUCAGCGGUAAGCUGCUGACGGCCACACUAGCGAUGAGGAGGUCUCCGAGGGCAGGGGAUCACGUGGGGUCGUCUGUGCAGUUCUCAGUACAAAACACGGUAGCGCGUAUUUCACUGGGGCUCUGGGGCCCAGGGAGUCCUCUCUUCUGCCUCAAGAGGUUUAUCCAGAACAGGGAGCUGCAUGUUACCCUGCGAGUAGACAAAGCGGAUCAGGGUUCUUGCGGCGGCUGCUUUCUGUGUGUCUCAGCAGUCAUGCCAGAAACCCAACUUGGAGGAAGACAGGAAAGGGUGAGACUUGGAAACCUCGGGAUCCUCGAACAGCCUGUGCUUCCUCAUCAUGCCUUCUGAGACAAACGUGCGGGCCCCCCAACGAGGAGGGGUUACCGUUGGAUUGUGAUGGUGAGAAGGGCAUUCAGGUCCGUGUCCCCCAGUCUGUGCGUGACGAGAAUAUGACCCAGC
Molecule: messenger RNA, 3833 nt
Organism: Hippopotamus amphibius kiboko
Lineage: Eukaryota; Metazoa; Chordata; Mammalia; Artiodactyla; Hippopotamidae
Gene: IL10RB
Product: interleukin 10 receptor subunit beta
Exons: 6
Coding region: 112-783 (223 amino acids)
Molecular function (GO): protein binding; interleukin-10 receptor activity
Source: RefSeq, a predicted model, not a curated record